Messenger RNA from Toxotes jaculatrix (banded archerfish), 1601 nucleotides. RefSeq names its product ankyrin repeat and SOCS box containing 4 (gene asb4). Gene Ontology annotation, molecular function: protein binding. The transcript is spliced from 7 exons. The record is from RefSeq and is a predicted model, not a curated record. Bases 60 to 1454 code for a protein of 464 amino acids. Lineage: Eukaryota; Metazoa; Chordata; Actinopteri; Toxotidae. Gene Ontology annotation, cellular component: cytoplasm; nucleus. Gene Ontology annotation, biological process: intracellular signal transduction.
UCUUCCUUCCUCGUACAACCCCCUAUGGCUGAGUUCCACGGAGGCCUUCCAGUGUGGGUAUGCUUAAUUCCUUCAUUAUCACCAUUUGUGCGUUCAUUUCCAAGCUUCUCCAUGCUGUGUGGAGAACAUUAGUGUCUCAGCCGGCUAGUUUGGCAGAGCGAGGCUCUCCUCUUGUGGGGUUCAUGGAGGAGUUGAGCCCCAGACAACUGGCUGUCAAGCAGCUAAAGCAAAGGUUCCUGCAGGCCCUGCAGGCCAACAAUGCCCAGGAGGUCCUGCAGAUUCUGCACACCAGCAAACUAGACAUUGACACGGUGCUGGAGGUGGAGGACCCCAGCAUGAUCCUGGCCUCAUACAAACAAGGUUAUUGGCUACCAGGCUACAAACUGGAGAACUCCUGGGCGAUGGGUAUUCAUGUGUGUGUGAUGUACAACGCCGUAGAAACAGCACUGGUGCUCCUUCAGAAAGGUGCAGCCGUCAACCGGAUGCCCAAUGGGAAGACCCCGCUGCACGUGGCCUGUGAGGUCUCCAAUGGCGACUGUGUGGCCUUGCUUUUGGCUCACGGAGCAAAGGUCAACAGCCUGUCGCUGAGCGGGCACACACCACUGCACUACUGCAUCACCAGGGAGUCCACGGAUUGUGCCAAGCAGCUCAUCUUGAAAGGUGCAAAAGUCAACAUACCCAGCCACAACAAUGACGAGGACACACCCUUACACACAGCAGCCAGAUUUGGCGUUCCAGAGCUAACGGCUCUAUAUUUGGCUCACGGUGCGCCUGUGGAUGCAGUCAACUCUCUUAAGGAGACACCUCUGAUGACUGCAGCCUUCUGGGCUUUUGACCCUAAAGAGCAAAUCUACAGUGAGGAUCAUCACUUCGUCUGCCGUCUCCUGCUGGACCACCAAGCAGAUCCAAACCUCCAAGAAGAAGACAAUAAAACAGCUCUUCACAAAGCAGCCUGGAAUUGUGAUCAUGUCCUAAUGCAGAUGCUUUUGGAGGCCGGAGCAGAUACGAGAGCCAUGGACAUCAAUGGCUGUGCCCCCAUUCAGUACCUUCUCAAAGUGACUGAUGUCAGGCCUAUGGCCAUACCUGAGCUCUGCUAUCAGCUGCUGCUCAACUAUAAUGCAGCGCGGAUCUACCCACCACAGUUCCACAAGGUGCUGCAGUCUUGCCAUGACUACCCCAGAGUGAUAGAGAUCAUGGUCAACUCUUAUGAACAUUUAAAGCCCACAAAGAAGUGGAGAGCUGCCAUUCCCGAUGAUUGCUACAAGAGACACAAAGACUUCUAUGACUCUGUGUUUGCCGUUUGCACCAACACUCCUCGCAGCCUCUGUCACUUGACCAGAUGUGCCAUCAGAGCCAGCCUGGGUGGCUUCUGCCACAGAGGUGUAGCACAUCUGCCUUUGCCAUCUCCCAUGAAGAAAUACUUACUACUGGAACCUGAGGGAAUACUGUUCUGACAGAGAAGCUUUAACGGUCUCUCUCUUGGAUGAGAAAGGAAUCCGGAUUCCACAUAUGCAAAUCCAGGUCUGGCAACAUGUUGAAAGCAUUUGAUGCCUUCUAUCACUGACAGUACAAGUUUACCCACUUCUUCCAGCAUGGACCCU